Molecule: messenger RNA, 1263 nt
Organism: Penicillium coprophilum
Lineage: Eukaryota; Fungi; Ascomycota; Eurotiomycetes; Eurotiales; Aspergillaceae
Product: Monooxygenase FAD-binding
Exons: 6
Coding region: 1-1263 (420 amino acids)
Molecular function (GO): monooxygenase activity; FAD binding
Source: RefSeq, a predicted model, not a curated record
AUGGUCGGGCAGGCGUUGACUUCUGUGGCCAUCGUUGGUGGCGGACCGGGAGGACUGGGAACUGCGAUUGCUCUCUCUGAAUUGCCCUUCCUGAAGGUGACUCUAUACGAGAAGAACCCAGAGCCACGAGAAGCUGGCGCUGGCAUCAGUUUGACUACGAAUGCGUGGAAGGUUCUGGAUUUACUUGGAGCAAGUGAUAGGGUCAAAGGGGGUUCGAAAUUCAACACAUACCAAAGAAAUGCUUACACGGGGAGGGUCGUGAGCAUCAGUUCUCGUCCAGAGGGGUCGUCUGCAGAUGACCGCGGAUCAAUCCGUGCUCGCAGAACCCGACUUCAGUCAGCUCUUUUAUCAAGAGUGCCCGAGGGCUUGAUCCAGUUUGGGAAAAAGGUGGUAUCUUUAGAGGAUAUCCCAGGCGAAGGAGUUCGUUUGUGUUUUCAGGAUCACACAAAGGUGAUUGCGGACAUUAUCGUUGGGGCGGAUGGAAUACACUCUAUUGUCCGUAGGGCCUUGUUUCCCGAUCAUCAGCUCCACUUUACAGGCAACUCUGCAUUCCGUGUUCUGAUUCCAAAAUCCCGCCUGGCGCAUAUCCCGGAUAUCACGACCACAUCGUCCUGGUGGUGGGGUGAAGCCGGGCAUGUAUAUCUCUCCGAUGUGGAUGAUGAGGGAGAGAUCGAAGAUCCGCUCUUUGAAAUUACUGUUCGAUCCUACCGAGAGCCUGAAGUGUCGGGGAAGACGGUAUUUUGGGGUAUCCCUGCCACCAACGAGAAAGUGGGAUCGCGUGUUGAGAAGUUUGAUCAGAGGAUAAGAGAUGCAGUAAGUGCAGUUACUGAAGGAGAAUGGAGAGAGUUUGCGACAUUCGCCGGGCCUCGUCUGAACAAAAUCACGGGCUGGGGUAAAGUCGCCCUUAUCGGCGAUGCCAGCCACCCUCUUUCGGGUGCGUUUGGCUCUGGGGCGACGUUUGCCAUGGAGGAUGGUUGGAUUCUCGCACGAGCACUUGAACUUACACGGUUUGCUUCUCAUCCUGCACGCGAUGCUCUGGAGAUCUUCGAACAAAUUCGUUCUCCGUACUAUGCCAAAAUGUAUCAGCAUUUAGACGAAAUACAUGACAAAACACAACAACUCCUAGCAGAAGAGAAGGAUUUUGAUGUGAUUCUGCAAGCCAAAAUCGACACUUUCCUCUAUGGAGACAAAGAUUUCAUUUAUCAAAAUGACAUCAAGAAAGUCUGGGAAGACUUUGUUGUGGCGGAUCAGAGAGUGUUAUAA